Molecule: messenger RNA, 6288 nt
Organism: Pogona vitticeps (central bearded dragon)
Lineage: Eukaryota; Metazoa; Chordata; Lepidosauria; Squamata; Agamidae
Source: RefSeq, a predicted model, not a curated record
UUCUCGCUCCUCUCGGUGGGCGCCUGCUUCCUGCUCAGCGCCAAGACCUCCAAGCUGCAGGGCCGGCUGGUGGCCCUCGAGGAAGAGUUGGCCGGCCGCGCGUGGAGCCCCGGGGAGCAGCUGGGCGCCGAGCCUUUGCUGGCCGUGCUGCAGCCUCAGGUGGACGAGCUUUUGCAGGAGAAAUUGAGUGAAGGAUUAGCCAAACUACGCACAGCAAGAGAGGUUCCAUCUGAAUGCAGAUGCCCACCAGGUCCACCAGGAAGGCGAGGAAAGCCUGGACGGCGAGGAGAGCCAGGUCCUCCAGGGCAAUCAGGACGAGAUGGUUACCCGGGUCCUCUUGGAUUGGAUGGCAAGCCAGGGCCUCCAGGACCAAAAGGGGAUAAGGGCGAUCAAGGGGAUGUUGGUCCAAGGGGAGAUCCAGGCAAAGAUGGCGCUGCUGGCCCACCAGGCCCUCCUGGGCAACCGGGUACAAGAGGGCCCCCAGGAGACACAGGAAAAGAUGGCCCAAGGGGUCCCCAAGGCUUCCCUGGUGAGAAAGGAGAACGUGGAGAAGCUGGUAUUAUGGGUGGACCUGGUAAUCCAGGGGAAAAGGGAGAAGCUGGAAUUCCAGGAGAACCAGGGAUCCAAGGGCCAAAGGGAGAACAAGGAAGUAUUGGCCCCCCAGGAGAGAAAGGCUUAGAUGGGCUACCUGGGCCAAAGGGAAGCCAAGGAAGCAUUGGCCCUGUGGGUGAAAGAGGAAUACAAGGGCUGCCAGGGCCAAAGGGAGAACCAGGAAGCACUGGCCCAAUGGGAGAAAGAGGCAUAGAUGGGCUACCAGGGCCAAAAGGAGAACCAGGAAGCACUGGCCCAAUGGGGGAGAGAGGCAUGGAAGGGCUACCAGGGCCAAAGGGAAAACAAGGAAGCAUUGGCCCAGUGGGGGAGAGAGGCAUAGAAGGGCCAUCAGGGCCAAAGGGAGAACCAGGAAGCAUGGGAGAAAAAGGCACAGAAGGGGCCCCAGGGCCAAAGGGAGAACCAGGAAGCACUGGCCCAAUGGGAGAAAGAGGCAUAGAUGGGCUGCCAGGGGUAAAGGGAGAAACAGGAAGCUUUGGGCCAGUAGGGGAGAGAGGCAUAGAAGGGCCCCCAGGGCCAAAGGGAGAACCGGGAAGCAUGGGAGAAAAAGGGACAGAAGGGCCCCCAGGGCCAAAGGGAGAACCAGGAAGCAUUGGCCCAGUGGGAGGAACAGGCAAAGAUGGGCCCCCAGGGCCAAAGGGAGAACCAGGAAGCAUGGGAGAAAAAGGCAUGGAAGGUCCCCGAGGACCAAAGGGAAAAUCAGGAAGCAUUGGCCCAGUGGGAGAAAGAGGCAUGGCUGGCCUGCCAGGACUAAAGGGAGAACCAGGAAACAUUGGCCCAAUGGGAGAAAAAGGGCCAGAAGGGCCCCCAGGGCCAAAGGGAGAACCAGGAAACAUUGGCCCAAUGGGUGAAACAGGCAAAGAUGGGCCCCCAGGGCCAAAGGGAGAACCAGGAAGCAUGGGAGAAAAAGGCAUGGAAGGUCCCCGAGGACCAAAGGGAAAAUCAGGAAGCAUUGGCCCAGUGGGAGAAAGAGGCAUGGCUGGCCUGCCAGGACUAAAGGGAGAACCAGGAAACAUUGGCCCAGUGGGAGAAACAGGCAAAGAUGGGCCCCCAGGGCCAAAGGGAGAACCAGGAAGCGCUGGCCCAGUGGGAGGAACAGGCAAAGAUGGGCCUCCAGGGCCAAGGGGAGAACCAGGAAGCGCUGGCCCAAUGGGAGAAAAAGGGACAGAAGGGCCCCCAGGGCCAAAGGGAGAAACAGGAAGUGCUGGCCCAGUGGGAGAAACAGGCAAAGAUGGGCCCCCAGGGCCAAAGGGAGAAGCAGGAAGCAUUGGCCCAGUGGGAGAAACAGGCAAAGAUGGGCCCCCAGGGCCAAAGGGAGAACCAGGAAGCAGUGGCCCAGUGGGAGAAACAGGCAAAGAUGGGCCCCCAGGGCCAAAGGGAGAACCAGGAAACGCUGGCCCAGUGGGAGAAACAGGCAAAGAUGGGCCCCCAGGGCCAAAGGGUGAACCUGGUGAAAGAGGAGCAGAUGGAUAUAUUGGGCCAAGGGGUCCUCCAGGCCUGAAAGGAGAACAGGGUGAUACUGUAGUAAUUGAUUAUGAUGGCAGAAUUCUGGAAGCGUUCAAGGCAGCAGGGAAACCCAAACUGACGGGCCCACCAGGUCCUCAAGGGCUGCCGGGCCCUCAAGGAGCUCCUGGACCAAAGGGGGAGCUUGGAUUGCCUGGUCCACCUGGAGUUGAUGGAGAAAAGGGUCCUAAAGGAUCAAAAGGUGACCAAGGAAGCCCUGGCCCAGUAGGACAGAUUGGAGAAGUUGGCAUGACUGGUCUACCCGGUCCUAAAGGAGCGAAAGGAGACCAAGGAAAUCCUGGAUUAAUAGGGCAGAAAGGAGAGAUUGGGGAAAUGGGCUUAUCUGGUCCACGGGGGAUCGAUGGACCAAAAGGGGAACCUGGUGAACCCUGCAAGCAGGAUCUUAUGCAGAUCAUAUCUGAACCAGGACCUCCUGGCUUACCAGGUCCACCCGGCCCUAUGGGCCCCCAAGGAAUACAGGGACAUAAGGGUCCUCAAGGAAUUCAAGGACACAAGGGUGCAGAGGGUUCAAAAGGUGCGAAAGGUGAAAUUGGUCACAAAGGUGAAAGAGGCGCCCCAGGACAACAUGGUCCUCCUGGUGCCCCUGGACUUAUUGGCUUACCAGGCACUAAAGGAGAAAAGGGAAAGCCAGGGGAACCAGGAUUAGAUGGUUUCCCGGGAUUAAGAGGAGAAAAGGGAGAAAAAAGUGAAAGAGGAGAGAAGGGAGAAAGAGGACUCCCGGGCAGAAAAGGAGCAAAGGGACAAAAAGGAGAACCGGGGCCCCCUGGAUUGGAUCAGCCUUGUCCAGUGUUCAUUUUUAAAGGGGAGCCAGGUAUACCAGAACUGGAUGGUGUGGAUAUGCUCUGCCCUUUGGGACCAGAUGGAUUACCAGUACCAGGAUGUUGGCACAAGUCACAGAUGCAGAAGGAAGAAAAAACAAAAAAGAAGAAAAAGGCACAGCCCUAGAAGGGAGACAAACUCUGGCUUACAGAUGAAUGUAGGAGGAACUUCUGAUCUGGAACGAGAAGGGAAGGGCAACCACACCUGCUGCUACUUGCCUCCACCUUGAAGAAAUUGUUACAUUUGGGGUCCUUAUGACCAGGUUUACCUUCUCUGGCUGCUUCUCCUUAUAAAGACAACUUUACAUGUAGAAAAAAACACCACUUAGCGUUCUGCCAUCGGUGACUAGAGGCUGGAAGAUCGUCCUGCAGAACUUUUACUGCAGAGUUGAGAAAACAUGGAGAACCUCACUUUCCAUUUAAAAAACAACAACAACAAAAGAAGAAAGAAAUAUCAUAAAUAUCAUCUCAGUUUACAGAUCUGGAACUCAAGACAAAUUAUGCUGGAAAACUCUUCCAUAGUACCAGGCUAUGAGCUCAUGUUUAAGGACUGGCAAGGGAUUUGGGUAUAAAGCGCAGUGCUUCCUUCCCUGGAUCUGCAGGGCUUGUAAGAUAAACUAGAUGCUUUUUCACUCUUGCUGCCCUUUUUCCUCUACACAGAAGCAAAUCCAUACCUUAGUAUUGGAGUACUUUUUUUUAAUUGGUCUACAAACACUUCCCCAGAUGGUUGUAAGUUUCAAUAAUGUUCAGCUUACAGAAACCUAUCUUUUAGCUUUCGUUUUCCAAAGUGAAGGCAUCUAGGAAGGGCUGCAUGUUUUACACAGUAGUUGUAUUGCUCACAGAUAAACAAGUCUUACAUUAGCAAUUUGUACAGCAAAACUUAAAAUGUGGGUGAGAGCCCUUUUUUGGAAAGUGCUUGGGAGCCUGCUCUCCUCUCAGCCUGACUACUAUAGCAAGUGUGGAAUUACUCUAACAGCUAGCCCUAAUGAACUGUAAAUAUGAAUAUAAAUGACACAUUAGUGAAGUAAAGUAUUGUCCCAUAUCAAUUGUGAUAUCUAUCCUUGCUAUAAUUGGCCUACAUCUUCCUAAUUUCAAGGACCCACAUGCUGUACCUACACUUGUAACAAGAAGGGAUCUCAUUUUAAAUAGUAUAGACCACAGCAGUGUAAUCCUUUGUAAAUCCAGAAUUACAUGAUGGUGCUGUUCCUGGCAUUACAGAGAUAUUCAUUGUUUACCUCUUCUAGCAGACAUAGGGUGGAUGCAGAUUUUAUUCCACCAGCAGGAUCAAUCCCUGAGCAGAGUUCCCAUCCGCAUAGAGUCAGGUGAUGUUCCCCAAUGCUUCCCUCCCGCUGUGUUCCCAGCACCUCAUUCCUCACUACCCCACAGGGCCCCCCAACCCUGCUGAUUUGGAGGAAGAGCGCAUGAGGAGUUGUGAUGAAAAGGAGGAAGGUAGGAACUUUGCUGUUCUCCUUUCUGCCUGGAUCAGAAAUCUCCCACAGACAGAAGGAGUGCUUCCGUCUAAAGGAAGUUUAUGUUGGAUCCAGGCAAAUAACUGUAUGCUGGGAAAUAUCUCUUCAGCCUCCAGACUUUUAACUCUUCACUCUUUUGUUUUUAUCAUACCAAAGAGCCACAGUCUUGAAAAGGGAUUCAUGUAUACGCAUUCUCGAGGCUGUAAUAAACAAUAGCUUCAUGAGGUCCAUCUUGAGUACAUAAAAGGUUUAAGGAAUAAUGAGAUAGAUAGAUGGAUAGAUGGAUGGACAGAUGUGUGAAUAGGACUUGCUGCCUCUUGGAAUCAACAUGGAGGCAUCAUGCUGCCCAUGGCACAAUGGUUGUAGAGCAGACUCACAUGUUACGUAGAUACAUGUUCCUAUUUAGAUAAGAGGGCGAUGUUGGAAGUAGGACUUAAGUGGAGAAGUGGUGCUUUUAAUAGCUGUAGGGCAAGGAAAUCUUUCUCUGGCCCUGCUUGUAUUUCCACUGUUGAUAGCAGAAACUAUUUAUACAGUUUCCUGCAUGCCCCACAGUCCUGAAAAGCAUGGCAGUCUUGUAUGAGUUAAAAGUUGGCAGUCACAGUGGAGGAAGCAGAAGAACUGACAGGGCAGAAUUGGCUCAAGAAACCUUUACGUUUGGGGUUAGGAUGAUCAGGAAGAGGUUACAUCUUUGUGGGAGCACUUGAACUCUUUGACCUCUGAACUUUUAGUUACGGCCUUUUGGAAAUUUUCUCCUUGCUAAUUAUCGGAGUAUUGUUUGAAAGCUGCCAUCAGCACAUGUUUACAGGAGCCAAUUGAUACUUCAGAAUUUGAACAAAAUCUAGAAAGCUGGUGUUUCCUGCUCCCCUUUACGUUGGUGCUAAUUGGCUUCAUCCUAAUUCAUAGACUAAGCUCUCCUUCUCAGAGACAGAAUUAGGCAUAUGCCAAAGUGCUGGUUAGUUUUACUGGUUAGGAUUCAUUUCUGUAAAGAUGGCACGAUGCUCUCCAUUACUAUAGGCAGAAGAAUGUCCUGGAUUGCUCUCCUGUGAAUUUUUAGGAAUUGUGUGUGUUAGUUCUAUUUUUAUUUCUUGUAAAAGUCUUGUAGACAUUCUGUAAUUGUUGCUUUAAAACAGUGUACAAGUCUUCAUGGUAGAAGAUGCAUAUUAUGCUUCAAAGAUUUUGAGACUAAAAAGUUAACAUUGCUUCACAUGUUAACUGCAUGAUAUAUGUUUGUUUUAUUUUAUAACUUCUAAGGUUUGUGUAAUAUUAUUUUUGGAGCUGUAAAAAUAUUACAUUGUUGUGUGAAAGAAGAUAAACCACACUGAAUUAAGAAAGGAAACCUAAAUGAUUACAUUCUCAGUUUAAAGUGUUCUUAGCUCAAUACCAGAUAUUAGCUUUUUUCCAUUUCCUUGAAAAUCAAAACAAAUUCUGUGCAUCUGUUUCUGCAUGUCAAGCUAUUUUACUGGUAGCAAAAAUCAAUUGCAAAUAACAUUAAUCCACUAAGCAAAACCAACCCUUCUCUUUCUUUAUAACAUACCAUUUCCUCCAGUUUCAUCUUCUAUCAAAAUCCUUCAGUCUGCAAUAUUUUUAUACUGUACUUUUGUUGCCAUUUUCUGAAUGAGCAUCCUUAGUGAGCAAAAGGAAAGGGAAGACUGGAGCAUGUGGUAGUGUGUAAGUAAGUACAUUCUGUAUACAGAGGAUGAAAGAGAGGGCUGCACGGAAUAGAGGGUUUUGAGUAAAGGGAUGCUGUCAACAACUUUGGCCCAAGCCAGAAGGAUGCAGUGGACUGGUUUUUGUGGAAUUUCUCAGACAUCGACCCUGUAAAAAUCUCACAUCCUCUCCAUCUUUUUUUUCCAAAAAAAAACAAAACA